GCGGCCGGGGGCUGUCCCCUCCUCGGCUUCCGUAGAGGAAGUCGCGCGAACCUGUCUCUGGGAUUUCUGCGCCCCCCCUUCCCCUUCCCCUUCCCGGGGUCCGGGGGUGACAUUGCACCGCGCCCCUCGCGGGGUCGCGUCGUCCCGCACGCGGACCCCCUGCGGCGCCCCGCGUUCGAGCCCCGGCCGGCCCUGCGCCCCGCCCCCAGCCGCCAGCCAUGGGGGCCGCGGUGUUUUUCGGCUGCACUUUUGUCGCGUUCGGCCCGGCCUUUGCGCUUUUCCUGAUCACGGUGGCCGGGGACCCGCUUCGUGUCAUCAUCCUGGUCGCGGGGGCAUUUUUCUGGCUGGUCUCCCUGCUCCUGGCCUCUGUGGUCUGGUUCAUCUUGGUGCAUGUGACCGACCGGUCCGAUGCCCGGCUCCAGUAUGGCCUCCUGAUCUUUGGUGCUGCGGUCUCUGUCCUUCUGCAGGAGGCUUUCCGCUUUGCCUACUACAAGCUGCUUAAGAAGGCAGAUGAGGGGUUAGCAUCGCUGAGUGAGGACGGAAGAUCACCCAUUUCCAUCCGCCAGAUGGCCUAUGUUUCUGGUCUUUCCUUCGGUAUCAUCAGUGGUGUCUUCUCUGUUAUCAAUAUUUUGGCUGAUGCACUUGGGCCAGGUGUGGUUGGGAUCCAUGGAGACUCACCCUAUUACUUCCUGACUUCAGCCUUUCUGACCGCAGCCAUCAUCCUGCUCCACACCUUUUGGGGAGUUGUGUUCUUUGAUGCCUGCGAGAGGAGACGGUACUGGGCGCUGGGCCUGGUGGUUGGGAGUCAUCUACUGACUUCAGGACUGACGUUCCUGAACCCCUGGUACGAGGCCAGCCUGCUGCCCAUCUACGCGGUCACUGUCUCCAUGGGCCUCUGGGCCUUCAUCACAGCCGGGGGCUCCCUCCGAAGUGUCCAGCGCAGCCUCUCGUGCCGACGGCAGGAAGACAGUCGGGUGAUGGUGUAUUCUGCCCUGCGCAUCCCACCCGAGGACUGAGGGAACCGGGGGGGCCCCUGGGCCUGGGGACCCUCCUGAUCUCCUCGCCCUGUAUUUCUCCAUCUCCAGUUCUGGACAGUGCAGGUUGCCAAAAUGGGCCUAGCCUGGCCUUGCCAGGGGAGGAAGUGGACAGGCCCAGGGUGGAGCACUGAGGCCCAGCAGCCCGCCCGACUGCAUAGCUUGAUCUUUUUCUCAGGUCCGAGCAGAACUGGUUCUGGGGUGACAGAGACCCCAAAUUGCCUUUUUUUUUUGAGUGGGCAGCAGGAGGUGGCACUC
Molecule: messenger RNA, 1292 nt
Organism: Condylura cristata (star-nosed mole)
Lineage: Eukaryota; Metazoa; Chordata; Mammalia; Eulipotyphla; Talpidae
Gene: APH1A
Product: APH1A gamma secretase subunit
Exons: 7
Coding region: 219-1016 (265 amino acids)
Biological process (GO): Notch signaling pathway; protein processing; positive regulation of catalytic activity
Cellular component (GO): gamma-secretase complex; endoplasmic reticulum; membrane
Molecular function (GO): protein-macromolecule adaptor activity
Source: RefSeq, a predicted model, not a curated record